AUGCCUCCGCAGGCGGCGUGGGGUACGUGGCCGUGUUCAAAUGUCCAGCCAAAUGAUACAACCCAGUUGUCGUCAGCAGUCGAAAAGCCGCAGACUGGCCAAUGGAAAGCGCCACAAAUUGCAGCCGAGAUUGAUUCCACGCUGGCCAAAAGUUGCGCGCACCGCCUCCUUUUCGCGCUUUCGCCCCGGUCGAGCCGCGCGGCGGUGGAGCGCCGCCUGCCGGCUAUUCCCUCCCCACCAAGCCCCGCCCGUCCCAGGCUGCCCCGCCCUCUUUGGCUCGUUUUCUCGGUCUUCGUCGGGAUUAUGUCAUCUGGCGGCAGACCGAGCGCUUGGGGUAAAACCAGCCUGGUGGUGAGUUAUACCACCAACGGCUACCCUACGGAAUAUAUUCCUACCGCCUUCGACAAUUUCUCAGCUGUAGUGUCUGUCGAUGGCCGACCAGUGAGGCUCCAGCUCUGUGACACAGCCGGGCAGGAUGAAUUUGACAAGCUCCGCCCACUGUGCUACACCAACACAGACAUCUUUCUGCUCUGCUUCAGUGUUGUGAGCCCUUCAUCUUUCCAGAAUGUGACUGAGAAAUGGGUUCCUGAAAUCCGGUGUCACUGUCCCAAGGCCCCUAUUAUUCUCGUCGGGACCCAAUCGGACCUCCGGGAAGAUGUCAAAGUCCUAAUUGAGCUUGACAAAUGCAAAGAGAAGCCUGUGAUGGAGGAGGCCGCAAGGCUCUGUGCCGAGGAAAUAAAAGCUGCCUCUUACAUCGAGUGCUCCGCUUUGACUCAGAAAAACCUCAAAGAAGUCUUUGAUGCAGCCAUUGUGGCUGGCAUUCACCACUCGGAUACUCAGCAACAGCCAAAGAAAUCCAAAAACAGGACUCCAGACAAAAUGAAAAACCUCUCCAAGUCCUGGUGGAAAAAAUAUUGCUGUUUUGUAUAGAUUCUUUUGCGAAGGCCUUGGAAAUGGCAGUCUGGUUACUGAGGGUGGUUUGAGGUGACCUUUGCUGAAAAUCUGUCUCCAUUCCAGAGGGCACAGAUAAGUUCCACCACUGAACAUGCUGCUAAAAUCAUCCCUUUCCAUUGGAGAUGGGAAGAACAUGAGCUGACAAGCUGAGGUUGACCAGACUGAGGGUUUUCCCCACUAGUGGUAGUUUCUUUUUGUUUAGGACUGCUGGCCUACGCUUUGGUGAAACUGAAAGUUGAACCAUGAAUUGACUGUAUACAGAUGUAGGAAGGGCCAGAAUCAAGGCUUCUGCUAAGAAGUCUGCAUGACGACUGUGAGGACUACCAUAUAGUCAAAUUAUGUUUUUCAGGGGGAUACAUAAAACUGUGCCUCUUAUGACAUUUGGCUCAAAAAGGAGAUGUUCCCUGCCGGCAUUUUCAGCCUUGUAGGCUUCAGGAAUAAUGUAGCACAUUUCUGAAAUGUACAUUGUGUUGCUAAAUUAGCAGAAUCUGCAGGUGAAUCUCAUAUAUUUUUGUUAAAAUGAUAUGCCUACUUCAUGCACAGUGUGGGGAUGUCAUAACAGAUUGAGCAGCUCUGCGAAAGUGUAUCUUCCUUGUAUACCCCUGAUUGACAGAUCCUUUUUACACCAUGAAAUGUGCAUGCUUGUUGACCUGGAAAAAAGGGGAGGAAAUCAUAUUUUGAAUAGCAAUGGGCUUCUUUUCUAUUUACAGAGAAUCUAUGACAGUUCAUUCAAAGAUGCACCAAAUAUCUGCAGAAAUGUGGUACAAAAUGUAGAUGUUGGUGGUCUUGAUGAUUCCCCAUCUGAUGCCCAUCAGUGCUAGCUUGUCUUACCAUUGGUUAGUUGUAGUCUAACAAGAAGGGUUCCAAGUUCAGGAAGCCUUGUCUAAAUUCACAUGGAAAUGUUUUUCCAUAAGAUAAUUUCAACUAAUUUUAGUCUUCUUUGCUGAGGCGCAGGUAUCACAAUACCUGUGUCACUGAAACAAUAUUUGCUAGUGUAAGAUAAACUGAAAUGAGAAACAAUUAUCUGUUCAAAAUUCCAGGAAGUCUAUUUUUUUGAAGUCAGGGGAAAUUUCAUCUAAGUACAUGUGUGUAGUGUUGGGAAUUGACUUUCAUUCAAAAGAUGCCAAAUCAUUUUCUGCCAAUGUUCAUGAAGCAAUAAAUGUUUUUAAAAUGAUGACAAAUGCUGGUUUACCAGUGCUCAUAACUACUUGGAUGACAUGCUUUUGUACAAGUUUUAUUUGGUCUUCCAUAUCUUGAAUGAACCAAACUUUGGCUAAAUGCCACAUAUUUUGGUGGCUUGGGUCAGUUUUUAAGACCAUGCAAAGAAAAACAAAAGCAAAACGACCUUUCCUUGCAACAGAUUGAAAUAAAAUAUGUCUGAGCUGUUGUAGAUUUAUUAUUUAAUUGCACACCUAUUUUGGGGCUUCCUGUUCUAAUUAAGCAAUGCAAUACAGAGAUUAAUGUUAAACUAUAAUUGGGCUACUUUAAUAGCUUGAUUUUUCUGUCUAAUUUUCCUUCUUUGCUUUUAAUGUAGCCCUUUGCAUUUAUAAUAUGAUCAACCUGUGUUUGAAGUUAAGAAAUCAUUCCUUAUCAUUCCAGAAUGAGCCUUGGUCUCAAGUGUUCCUUCACAUGGCUCUUUUUUAUAUAGAUAGAUGUAUUCAUGUGCUAGGAUGAAAUGACCAAAAGUAUUAACUUUAAUUUUUAAACUAACUACAUUUCACCAUAAUGUCUGAAUAUGGGAAUUGUAAUUUUUAAAAGCAUAGUUUUAAAAGCCAGAAACAAAACAUAGCUGCUGAUUUAUGGCUGGAACAGAUCAGAAUUAUUUUGUCUAAAAAAAAAAAAGUCCCACUGCAGGUACAUUCACACAGCAUGGCUGGUGCUAACCAUAGCCUAGCAAUGAAUGAGUCAUUGGCUUCUCUCCCUGCUACAAACCACCAGCAAAUUAUUUUGCAUCACCUGUAUCAUGCAAGUUUAAUAUGACUACCUCCUAUCAGAUGCCAGAGAGAGAACCAAGACUAAACUGGGGUCACAGAGGCUGGAUCAUGUGACUGCACCCAGCACGAAUGUCUGCAUCACACUGAACAACUGCUUUAUGAAUAGCAGGAUAGUAAUUUGUCAUCCAUUAUCUUCUACAUUUAUUUCACCACUAUAUAGAUCAUCUCAUGCUGCAAUGUGGUUUUGUUUGUUUUGGACUUCAUAUGAUACAUGAACAGAGCUCUUUGGGUUAAGAGUUUUGUAUGAACUAGGCCAUUAUGACUUGUUUAAGAAGCCACGUUAACGGUUGUUUAACAAACCAUAUUGUGAUUUAGUGUGAUGCAUGAAUUGUGGCAUUGUAAUCAGAGGCCCAUAUCAAAUGAAUAUUCUAUGCAUCUGAUGAAGUGGAUGUAAUUGACAAAAUUUUAUGCUAGAACAAAUCAGUUAAUUUUUAAAUCCCAGAAUAUCUUUGUGGUUAUGCUGCAGCAAACUAACUUGGCUACCCUACAGAUAUGGAUGCUGGCUUGUUUCCACGAACUGUAGUUGUGUUGAGUUUUGAUAUCAGAGGAACUGUAGAUAAUUGAUGAUAUAAAGCAGAUGUUUUGAUUGCCUCCUGACACAUAAAAGUUUCUGUUGGUACUUCUAUGUUCUGUUGCGUCUGAAUUGGUCUCAUUGGAGUCCCUGCUAUAACGUGGGAAGGUUUUAUGUGAAGCCCAAUGAAUAAAACUGAUGUAAGAGCCCAGUGGAUGGCUAUCAAAUUCAUCCUAAAUCUUGUGUAUGAGAUAUG
Python bivittatus (Burmese python) is the source of this 3715-nucleotide messenger RNA. The record is from RefSeq and is a predicted model, not a curated record. NCBI's taxonomy places the organism in Eukaryota, Metazoa, Chordata, Lepidosauria, Squamata, Pythonidae.